This is a messenger RNA of Dictyostelium discoideum AX4, 921 nucleotides long. RefSeq lists its product as hypothetical. The transcript has 2 exons. Gene Ontology annotation, biological process: RNA processing; tRNA methylation. Lineage: Eukaryota; Evosea; Eumycetozoa; Dictyosteliales; Dictyosteliaceae. Gene Ontology annotation, molecular function: methyltransferase activity; RNA methyltransferase activity; RNA binding. The record is from RefSeq and is a predicted model, not a curated record. The coding region runs from base 1 to 921 and encodes 306 amino acids.
AUGAUUAAAAGGUUAAUAAACAAUAAAAAUGUAAACAAUUAUUUUAUAAAUAAAAAAAUUACAAUAAAGUAUAAUAAUUUUUGUUCAACAAUUAUACCAAUUAAAGAUAAGAUAAUAAAUGAUGAUGAUAAUAUUUUAAAAAAUCAUAAUAAUAAUAAUAUUGAAAUUAAUAAUGAAUUUAAUAACAAUUUUCAAAAAAAAAUAGAAAAAAUAAAAGAUGAAGAAGAAGAAGUUGAUGAAAAUCAAGAUAUGGAAUGUACAAGUGAAAAAUGUGGAUUAAUAUUUAAAAUACCAAAUAAACUUAGAGGUAAAGAAGGAUAUUGUCCAAAAUGUUCAAAUGUAAUGAUUUUUAAAAAACAUGCAUCAAAAUAUAAGAAAAUAUUAAAAAAGAGAAGAGAACUUUAUUCAAAUACAUUGCAUCAAGAAAUUAAAACCAUUAAAUCAUUUGAUCCAAUAAAGAAUAAACCAUUUGGUUUAAGUGUUUUAUUAGAGGAUUGUAGAAGUUUACAUAAUGUUGGUAGUGUAUUUAGAACAUCUGAUGGUGCAGGUUUCAAUCAUAUCUAUCUAUGUGGUCUCACAGGUCAUCCACCAAAUGAUCAAAUUUCAAAAUUAUCUUUAGGUUCAGAGGAUAUGGUUAAUUGGUCAGUCUCAAAUGAUUCAAUUGGUGUAAUAAAGAAAUUAAAAGAAUUAAAUGUAAAAAUUAUUGGUAUUGAACAAACUCCAAAUUCAGUUUCAUUAUUAAAUUCAAUUGAUAAAAUUAAAAAUUUAGCAUUAAUAUCAUCAUCAUUAGAAAAUAACAAUAAUACUAAUAAUAAUAAUGAGGAAGAAUAUCAUCCAAUAGCAAUUAUUAUGGGUAAUGAAAUUGCUGGUAUGUCUGAUGAAGCAAUUGAAUUAUGUGAUUUAUGGAAAAUAAAGAAUUAA